Molecule: messenger RNA, 4235 nt
Organism: Cydia strobilella
Lineage: Eukaryota; Metazoa; Arthropoda; Insecta; Lepidoptera; Tortricidae
Gene: Son
Product: protein Son-like
Exons: 14
Coding region: 81-2681 (866 amino acids)
Biological process (GO): regulation of mRNA splicing, via spliceosome; regulation of cell cycle
Molecular function (GO): RNA binding
Source: RefSeq, a predicted model, not a curated record
AAAUGUCAAACCAAACGUCAAAACUCGACAAAAUGGUGGUUGUUUUCAUGUGCAUUUGGUUGAAUACAUAAUACAAUAAAAUGACGAGUUUGAUUGACAAAAUAGAGUUGCUAAUCAAGAGGGAAAAAACCACGCCGGAGCGAAAGAAAAAAGAAGAAGCGUCAAAAUCCUCCAGUGAAAUUCUUUCAGAGCUAUUCAGUGCCUUCAACGCCGAUCCUCCCAAAAUCGAUGAAGCUUCUCUGAAGAAAUCAAAGAAAAGCAAAAAGAAACACAAGAAGGAGAAGAAGAAACGGAGUCGGAGCAGUAGCAGCAGCAAUUCUGAUGAUAGCGACUACUCUCCCAAGCACAAGAAACGGAAAAAAAGCAAGUCUAAGAAAAAGCGCGAUAGGUCGCGGUCAAGCACACCUAGCAAAAGCAACAUACCACCUAAAAUUAAAGCCGAUUUAGAGGCGAUAAGAAUCAAAAAUGAGUCCGGUCGCAUUAGCUCUGAUGAUUUUCGUCACGAAAUAAAACUUAAAACAGAACCUAAAGAAGUACAACACCGGAGAGUCUCUAUCAAAAUAGAAGAGCCUCACAACUACAGCGUCGACGUUUCUAACUUGGAUGCUAGUCUCAUUCCUAUGCCAGAUUCUCCUAAACAUGAGGACCUACGUCAAAAGUUAGACAGUAAAAAACAAGAAGCUGAAGACAAGUCAAAGAGUAAAAUUCAAAUUAAGAAUUUGAAGUUUAGCGCAGUUUUUGAGGAAACUGUUAAGAAAGCCGAAGAAGAAGCCAGGAAGAAAGCUGAGAAGUUUGAAGAAGGUGAAUACACAGACUCCUCCAGCAGCAAUGAGAAGCUAGAAGUUCCCAAUGCAGAGUUCCCCAAAUCCUCAGAUCCUGGAGGUAUACUUAAGAAGCAAGCUGCAGAAGAAUCUAAAGUGUCAGAUGAAGAUAGGAGCCACUCUAAGAAAUCCAAAGAAAACUCCCACAAAUCUUCAAGAAGGGACAGAAGCAGAUCCAGAAAGAGGUCAGUCAGCAAGUCCCGUCGCUCCCGGUCCCGGUCAGCUUCACGCCGCCGCCGUCGCUCCCACUCGCGCGGCCACGAGCGGUCGCGGCGCCGGUCGCGGUCGCGUGAGCGGGACCGACACGAGCGGGACCGGCACCGGCCGAGGCAUGUGUCACCAAGACACAGGGGGAGAAGAUCCAGGUCACCAACCGGGGUGAAGCUAGCAGACAGCGAGAAGAAGCGUCUUCUAGAAGUAGCGAGAAGGAACGCCAUCAACAUGCUGAAGAACGGCGCCGUGCCCGCCGGCGCGGCUGCUUUGCCGCCGCACACUAGAAACCAGGUCAUGGCCGCCAUACAAUCAGGGGGUAAAUCAGUAGACGAGCUAACAGAUUUCUGCAAGCACUUGUCAAAGAAAGAAGCCCUCGGAGAAUUGUCUUCCGUCUCAUCUCACGACGAAGACAUGAGCGAGAACGAAGAUACGCUCGCCUUCCAUCAUCCGUUCCUAGUCAAAGAGAAGGCUCCUAUUGUUAUGAAUAUAAGGGGUGGAGCGCCACUCCCGAUCAAGACGAAUCCACUGCCAAUAGCCAACAAAGAAGAGCUGCGACUACAAUUCCCCGUGUCGUCAGGGUCGCAACACAGGGAAAAGGCCACGGAAUGGGUACCCGUUUCACCACCAAAGAAAGAUAUGCAAGUUGCGAAACUGAACUCUAAAACAACAGCCGCCAAACCUGCUGCAAUCGCUCCUGCGGAAACUGCUGUGCCUAAAGCGGCCCCGCUGGCGCUGCCCGCGCCGCCGGCGCCCGCGCCCGUGCCUGUGCCCGUGCCUGUGCCCGUGCCCGUCCCCGCGCCCGCGCCUGUACCCGCGCCCGCGCCCGCGCCCGCGCCGGUCGUGGCACCGCCGCCUUACAUGAAGGGCUUCACCACUGGCACGCAACUAGCCUCAGUUCCGACAGUACCGGCAUUGCCUGCCCCCGGACCCCAAGCUUACCCGCCAGGAAUUGAACCUCCAAAAGUUAUUGACGUUGCGUCGAUCGUCUCGCAGAAGUUGUUAAUGAUAAGAAAAGAACAAGAACAGAACGAGUUGUCUACCACUCGUGGCUCGUCUGCUCACCAGUUCGGCUGGUCGACCAAGGCGGGCCAGUUCACCGGCUCCACGGGCGCCCACAUCCUCACCCCCAAGGAGCUCGCCAGCGGCACGCAGGCCUGGGCCAAGAAGGAUCAACUCAUGAGGGCAGCGCCAGUAGGAGGGGGGAUGGGCAUGCAUCUCCUCCAGAAAAUGGGAUGGACCCCGGGCCAAGGGCUCGGAAAAGAGGGCACGGGGACCCUCCAACCGUUACUGUUAGAGGUCAAACUGGACACAAGAGGUCUGCAGGCUAAAGAAGAGGUCAGUACGAGGAACAACAAAGGAAUGAAAGUUCAACGUCAGCCGCGGAGGGGCGGCGCAGCGCCUGCGUUAUCAGCGGGCGGAAAACAUCCUGUAUCUUUACUUGGAGAGUACUGCUCUAAACAAAAACUCGGCCCACCCGAGUAUAAUCUGUGCUUCGAGUGCGGCCCUGAUCAUAAGAAGAACUUCUUGUUUAAGGUAAGAGUAGCAGGCGUGGAAUACCAGCCGGCGGUGGCGAGCGCCAACAAGAAACAGGCCAAAGCUGAUGCCGCGCAACUGGCGCUACAGAAACUGGGAAUCGUCACCCCUUAACUAUAAAACCAUAGACUAUUUAAAAGUUAAUUUCAUAGAUAGCAUAAGAAGAUAACGAACCCAUAAAUUUGAUAAAUUUAUGUCCGAGGGAUGAUCAUUAAAUAGGAAAGUAUCGUAGACCUAUGGGCAGCAGUAGUGUCCUACAGUUCAGUUCAGUUUAUUUAUUGGUAAAAAAUAUUUUACAGGUCACACAGGUACACUUGAAAUACGACAGUUAUAUACAAUUAAAUAUGAUUGAUAAAAUACAUUGGUCAAAGAUUUCAAUUUCGUAAAUAAUCAUUGUGCAAUAGUUGUCAAUACAAUAAUAUUUUAAAUAAUCUCUUUCAUAAAAUCAUCAAUAGAGUAACAUGCUUGGUCAAGUAGUAGACAUUUAAGUUUUUUAUUAAAUAUUGAAUCGCUUUCUGUAAAUUUAAUGUCAUUAGGAAUUUUGUUGUAUAUUUUUGGCCCGAUAACACUGAGAGACUUCGGGCCUUCGCGAGUCGUUGAGUAGGAGCGAUUAGCAUGGGCAUUCUGCGGCUGUCUGCGUCGCGGGUACAGGUUUUUUUAUAUGCAUCUAGGUUUGCUCUAACAUAUUUGCAUGCUUCUAAUAUAUAAACGGCUGGCAGUGUUAAUAUCUUAUGGGUCUUAAAUAGUUCCUUGGCGGGGUGAUCGAACGGUUUGUUGGUGAUUACACGCAAAGCUCGUUUCUGUAUUUUGAAUACCUUGUCACGGUUUGCGGCCAGACCCCAGAGAUCAACGCCUCGGAUAAGGAUGGAGUGAAAGUAUCCGUAAUAUGCCUUUUUUAGAUUAUUUGGAGACAGGCUUGGCGCGAGUCUGGACAGGGCGAAACACGCCGAUGAAAGUGAGUCGCAAAGAUAGUCUAUAUGAGAGAACCACGUUAACCCUGUCAAUGACAUGAGCAGCAGAAGUUGCUAAGCGGGCGAGGUGUUCAAAAUGAUCUUAACGCGACUUUAUUGUUAAGAGAAUAAGAGCGUGUCAAGGUAAUUUUGAACACCUCGCCCGCUUAGCAACUUCUGCUGCUGACUGUGCGAAAAUAGAUGUUGAUGAAUAUUUUUCAGUUAUACUUCUAGAGGAUUGAUGUAUGGACACUGUAACUAAAAAUAGGCAUAGGGUACACGACUUAGCGACCCCGUAUACCUAAUUAAACGGUAUUGUUUCUGAAUAAACUAAAUCUGAAUCUGAAAUCUGGAUCGUAAUGGUUUUUAUAAUAAAAACAGAAGAUGAUGUUCAAGGUUUGAUUUUAAACACAUAGGAUUAGUUUGGUGCUUACAUGUUGCUCACCAUGAUUAUUAUCUUAAGUUAAGCAAUAAGCAUUUCACAAUAAGGCUGCAUAUUAAAAUGAUUUUUAGGCCUUAUCAAUUUGUUUCUAUGAAUCUUGGGUUUUUUUUUCUGACCGAAAUUUGUAAGUGAAAGAGAAAAAGGAUUAUGCUGCCAUACAUUAACCUGUCAAUACAUGAAUAUGUCUUUCUCUUACCCCUGGUCGCUCGGUUUCAUGUCUAUAACUACUUUAAUAACAAAACUUCCGUGAGACAUAAAAGAUAUUAAAUAUAUUAA